Messenger RNA from Chlamydomonas reinhardtii, 2789 nucleotides. RefSeq lists its product as uncharacterized. The transcript has 7 exons. Lineage: Eukaryota; Viridiplantae; Chlorophyta; Chlorophyceae; Chlamydomonadales; Chlamydomonadaceae. The coding region runs from base 79 to 1221 and encodes 380 amino acids. The record is from RefSeq and is a predicted model, not a curated record.
GGACAGCUGCGGCCUGCAGGGCUGCGUAGGUGCCGGAAACAAGCGACCUUCCGGGUCCUGUCUUGGGCGGAGAGCGGGAUGCUUGGCCGCGUGUGUUUCCUCUCUGUUGAGGCCAGUCACAAGGUGGAGGCGCGGGACCGAUUGGGCGGCUUCGAGGCAGGCGGCUUCUCGUUCUUCCUGUCCAACAUCGUCAAGGUGAUCGACGUGAAGCAGACGGAGACGGGUGUGCUGCUGCGCGUGCAGUCGGAGGGGCGGGUGGCGGUGAAGAGCCUGGUGCAGGCCCAGCCAUACUUCCGUGCGGUGGUGGUGCCGCUCACCGACAGCGUAGACCUGGACACACUGCAGGCUCCCACAUGGAGGGACAUAUGCGGCAAUGUGGAGCGGCUGCGCAGCCUGAUGCGGGACGUACAGAACCUGUCUAACAAGUUCAAGGGGCCGGAGACUUCCAACCUGCAGCGAGCCAUGCAGUGGGUGGACAACCCACAGCCGCUGGUGUUUGCCUCCUCCUCACUCAUGCUCAACAGCCGCCCCUCCUCGGGCGCCGCGCCCAGCGGCCUGCGCACGCCGCCCACUGGAUCCUUCGCAUCUGGAUCCUACGACGCCGAGGACUUCCAGCCCAGCAAGAUCCUUGCAAACCAGAUCCAGCCCGACGUGGAUUCCAUCUUCACGGAAUCCAUCUCCGGAUCCAUCUCGGAUUCUGAAUCCGACGCGCAGUACGCCGCCGCCGCGAGCACUGGCGCCGCCGGCGCCAGUAGCGGCGCCGCCAGCACUGCCAGCGGAACCGGAAGCGGAAGCGGCAACGGCGGGUCUGGUCCAUCGCCAUCCUCCUCAUCGGCGGGGUUACCCGGUGCGGCCGCGGGCAGUCGGGGCGGCAGUGGCAGCGGCGGCGGCGGCCUGGGCUUCAGCACAAGCAGCGGCCUGGCGGCGGCGGCGGUGUUGGGUGACGGCAGCGCGCUAGGUCCCGGCGGCGUGAUCCGCACUCGACCCAGCCUGUUGGAUCUGGAACGCGCCUGCCGCCUGUCCAUGGCCGCGAUCCAAAUCCUGCCGCGUACGACGGAGGAGGAGCGGGCGGCGGUGCGUGCGGCUCAGACGGAGGCGCUGGAGACUCAGGACGUGCUGCAGCGCCUGCACCUCGCCAACCGGGUCAUGGCGGAGGCGCGCGGACUGCUCAGUGCCAAGUGCGCACUGCUCACGCUGUCCUCAGCCUCCCCCGGCUCCUGAAGUUCUGUCUACAGCUGUGCACGGCUGGUUUUGCGGCUGUGAGCGGCUGGGAGGCCGCUGGCCGGGUGGACGGAUCGACAGCGCGUGCAUCUCCCGAGCGAAAUGCAGCUCCCCAAACUGCCCCAAGUUACGCACGUGUGCUGAGUCUGGGGUAUACCUACGCACGCAUCAUUGAGCUGCACCCAUUGCGCCGCGUGCUGCAGGACAGAAGCGCUAGGAACAAAGAAAGCUCUAGGCACGAACCUGUGCAGAACUUCGUGGGACCCCCGAUCGACCGACCGACUGGCCUGGGUUUGAGGGGUCAUAACUUUGCACCCAGAAACCCAAUUUCAGUGUUGCAAGCGGAUUCAUGAUCUCUCGUUGAGCUCUACGGUAUUGAUUUAAAGCAUGGAGUCUGUUUCGGAAGAAUCUAUUCCCCCUGGGCAGGAGGAUUCGAUUGGCGGCGGCGGUGGCAGCGGUGGCGGCGGCGGCAGCAGCGGCAGCGGCGGCGGCAGCAGCGGGGGUGCGUGCGCACAUCUUGGUAGCGGAGGGGGCGGGAAAGGCCAUGUUGAGGAGGAGUGCGCAGCGUCGCCCAAGAAGCGGCGCAAGCGCGCAGGCUGAGGAGCCGGCUGGCGGUGUCUAGGUAGCGGUCCGCGGUGGGGCUGGCAGGGCAUGUGUAGCGGCAUGACAAGUAGUGCGGCUGUUGACAACUGUGCUGUGUCUGGCUGCGGUUGGCUCUGCUGGGCAUCGCGAUUGCUAGGCACCUGGUUUGGCUAUUUGCCUGAGGAAACCGACCCCGGCUAUGUCCGGGCGAUGAGCUUGUUCGGCCUCAGACUGUGGAGGGGCUCAGCCCCUUUUCCCGUGACCGGGGAACACUUGUCGACAGAAAUGUGCCCAAAAGCCGCUUCUGGGCGCCUAAAAGGACGGGCUUCACUAUUACUGCUGUGUAAUAUAUCCCAUGCCCAUGGAACCAGGAAACGACGACAAUUGCUUGUUGAUUUGCCGUGUGGCUUCAGCUUUCAGCGGACAAGCAGCGGCUUCCACAAUACAACAUACACGAAGAUAAGAACAUACAACAUCUUAAGACGAAAAGAGGUUUGAAGGGCUGCCAUGUCAGCAUGGCAUGGCAGUGUGGUUGAGGAACGGGCUAGCAGCGCGUUCCGUCGCAAACAAACUUGGCGUGUGGAUGAUUGAGGCUAACAACCCACGCGGUGCGCAGGGUGCGCACAGGGAGAGAGCACAGAGAGUAUGUCCGCUUUGCCACGCUGAUGGGGAGGAGCAUGUAGAGGAUGAGAGGCAUGUGCUGCUUGAGUGCAAGGCGUACGAUGAUAUCAGAAGCACGCUGUGGGAGGUGAUUCCCGCGACUAUGAUGGACGCGAUGGCCAGUGGUGACCAGAGGGGUUUAGCGCGUGUCAUUCACGCGAUAAGGCUGCGACGUAACGACCUUACGGCGCGACCAAUUUAGAUAUAUUAUUGCAUGAACUGUUUUGCUUUUUGAAUAAUCCUUUUGAGACUAGUUUUGGCGGUCCAUGAGCUUCCUGGCUCGUUUGGACCAAUCUACGAGCAUGAACUUGUAACAUCAAUCAAUC